Phymastichus coffea is the source of this 3110-nucleotide messenger RNA. It is a transcript of the gene Hk, whose product is annotated as voltage-gated potassium channel subunit beta-2. NCBI's taxonomy places the organism in Eukaryota, Metazoa, Arthropoda, Insecta, Hymenoptera, Eulophidae. Gene Ontology annotation, cellular component: voltage-gated potassium channel complex; cytoplasm. The coding region runs from base 1616 to 3073 and encodes 485 amino acids. Gene Ontology annotation, molecular function: potassium channel regulator activity; transmembrane transporter binding; voltage-gated potassium channel activity. The transcript is spliced from 11 exons. Gene Ontology annotation, biological process: regulation of potassium ion transmembrane transport; potassium ion transport. The record is from RefSeq and is a predicted model, not a curated record.
UGCAGUACUGAGCUCAGCUUCGAUCGACCCAAACCUCACACGCGAACGGAGAGAGAGAGAGAGAGAGAGAGAGAGAGAGAGAGAGAGAGGUUAUCGGGUCGCAUUAUACAUAUACGACUUUGCUACAACGUCCAUGUCUCGCGGCGGCCGGCCGCACUGCGGUGCACCUACUCUUCAGCCCGGUAUUAGAUGAUACUCGCUCGACGUCGUCGUUCUAGUUUCUCGUCUAAAACUCGCAAUAUGUGUUCCAGUUGGAUGGUAAUUUCGCAUAGGUGCGUUUCUUUGUUAUUUUAGUCUUCCCAGUGAGUGACGAAAAGAAAUGUGUCACGGUACACGCAGCCGUGACGGGAAAUUGUGCGACAAGCAGUGAUUCGCGCGCAGGCGGAUUACCAUCGUGGACAGCGCACAAGUCGCUCUCGCGCGAGAUUGCGUGCCCCGUUGAUUUGUUCCCUGGUCGCAUACCGCAACCGAGACGACGAUUACGUAACGCGAAUGAAGAAUCUCUCCUCUGCGUUGCGUUCCUCGAAAUCUCUUUCUCUCUAUCUCUCGUCGGGGCUACACGCGAGUCGCGGAGGGGCCCUGCUUACGAAUAAUGUCGCCGAGGCGACAGCCAAGUCCGUCGCGCUCGCUCAUUAUUUUAGUAUAGCGACCGAUCGAUCCUUCGAGAUACACUUUGCGCGUGCAUGCGAGACUACGCGCGAGGUCAAGCCUUUGCCUUCUCCGCGCUUUCGACUCUUCAUGCGCUCCCCGCAGCGCUCGUCUGCGCGACUCGUGAGGAGGAAAGCGAGAGAGAGAAAGAGAGAGAGAGAGAGAGAGAGAGAGUAAGCGCGCUUUGGAUUUUUCAGUUGGCGCAGUGUGCGGGACAACCGGGCGUGUACACCGCGUGCUCGAUUUCUUCUCCGUCUCGUUUUCGCCCGAGCCGCGUUGAUUUGACGUCGUCCUCGCCUUGACGUUCGGCGCCGAACAAGGCAUCGCCAUCGCUCUGUGUUUAUAUCGCGUGCUUCACGAGUAUGAGUGUCAGCUACGAUUUUCGCGCGAGUUUUACGGUAGCGGCGUAUGAAAUUCUUUGAAACAAAAGCCGUCGCUAUUCGGACACUGCUGAAAGUGGUCGUUCAGCCGCUCUUAUCACAGAGCGCGUUCAUAAAGUUACAAUUGAAUCUAUCUAUGAAGUUAUCGCGUAAAUCUCAAGUUACAACAAGUAAGCUGAUAGUUAUUAUAUUCCAUUGGUGCUCAACGAUAAUAAAAGCCUCCGGGACAUAAAGGCCCGUCCGCAGAGAGAUUGGCCGCCUGAAAGAAGGGAAAGAGCCUCUCUCCCUUGCCGUCUCUUGCCGUCUCGCUUUUGAAAGCGCGUGAAACGGUGUGCCUAAACUUGACGCAACAGUCCCUCCAGUGCUUAACAAACCCGAGUGCCUAAAGAAGAAAGAGCGCAGAAGCGAGAAGCGAAGAUGCCAUCGCGAGUCGCGGUCACGAGCACCUCUGAGCCGACGAGGCGAGAGCAACAAAGCCGCAGCAGUCACGCGGCGCGAAGAAGACGCGGGGUCGGGGAAUAGCAUCGGACUGGCAAUUGGCUUAUCGGGAGGCGAGUGGCGGAAAGAAUCGCCAGACCGUGGGCAAGAUGUCGUUGAUGCUGUGCAAUCUGGGCAACGCGCCGUCGAGCGCGCCGGGACGGAGCAGCGACAGUCAGCAGCAGCAGCAGCAGCAGCGCGAGCAGCAGCAGAGGGAACAACAGCAGCGAGAACAAAGGGAGCGCGAGCGGGAAAGGGAACGCGAGAGGGAGAGGGAACGCACGGCGAGACCUACGAGUGUCAUCGCGCACAGCAGCCUCGAAGACGACGACUCUUAUCCUUUGCCUACCAUUUAUCGAUGUCGAGCACCAAUAGCCAGCCUCGAUUGCAUGGAAGAGUUCAACGGCGGGGAGUACGGCAGUACACCGGGUACAAAGGAGCAUCUGCUCGCGAGUUGCUUGGCGGGCGGUCACUCGCGCAGCCAUCUCCAGCACAGCCCGUCGCCAGGUAUUCGAUACCGCAACUUGGGCAAAAGCGGUCUGCGUGUGUCCAAUGUUGGAUUAGGCACGUGGACGACGUUCAGCGGCGGCAAUAGCGAGGAGAACGCGGAAGCCGUGAUAUCGCUCGCCUACGAGAGUGGCAUCAACGUGUUCGACCUGAGCGAGGCCUACAGCGGAACCAAAGCCGAGACUCAGCUCGGCAAUAUACUGCAGAAACGCAACUGGAAUCGCACCAGCUACGUCGUCACUACCAAAAUUUAUUGGAAUCCCAAAUCCGAGGCGAGAGGGCUCUCGAGGAAGCACAUUAUCGAAACAGUGCAAGCGUCUUUGGCAAGGCUUCAACUGUCCUACAUCGACAUCGUCAUGAUACACAAAGUCGAUCCCACUUGUCCUAUGGAAGAAAUCGUCCGAGCUAUGAAUUAUGUGAUAAGUAAGGGCUGGGUCAUGUAUUGGGGCACGUCGAGGUGGUCGCCCGUCGAAAUUAUGGAAGCCUACUCGAACUGCCGGCAAUUCAAUUGCGUCACGCCAAUAGUCGAGCAGGCCGAAUAUCAUCUUUUCUACAGGGAUAAACCUGAACUUUAUAUGCCCGAGCUGUAUAACAAAAUUGGUGUUGGUCUGAUGUGCUGGUCGACGAUGUCGAUUGGUAUGAUCUCGAAUCGAGGUGAUGACAGCGCUAUGUCGAUACUCUCAAGAUCCAGAUCGUCAUACAAAAAUAAGUCCUUCAGUUGGACAGAGGAUGAGUCUCAGUCUUUGUAUAAAGAGGAGCAAUGGCGAAAGAACUCGAUGGACUCGGAGAGCCGCAAGUAUUCGGAGAAGGUGCGCGACAUGUGCGCCUUCGCCGAGAGACUCGGCUGCACGUUCACCCAGCUGGCGAUCGCGUGGUCCCUCAAGAAUGAAAGUGUCCAGUGCCUUCUCCUCGGUGCGACCAACAUCGAACAGCUUUACGAGAGCUUGCAGAGCUUGCAGCUUAUACCACGGCUGACGGUAGCGACGAUGACGGAAAUCGAGCGAAUCCUCCUGAACAAGCCCGCCCGGCCGCCAAUGAUAUCGACCUUGCAGCUCAGAUGACAGUCGCUCUGCCCCCCGGGUAGCCGCGGGGGCUCGC